Messenger RNA from Haliaeetus leucocephalus (bald eagle), 4798 nucleotides. RefSeq names its product par-3 family cell polarity regulator (gene PARD3). Gene Ontology annotation, biological process: cell adhesion; microtubule cytoskeleton organization; establishment or maintenance of epithelial cell apical/basal polarity. Gene Ontology annotation, molecular function: phosphatidylinositol binding; protein binding. The transcript is spliced from 25 exons. The coding region runs from base 38 to 4096 and encodes 1352 amino acids. The record is from RefSeq and is a predicted model, not a curated record. Gene Ontology annotation, cellular component: cell cortex; adherens junction; apical junction complex. NCBI's taxonomy places the organism in Eukaryota, Metazoa, Chordata, Aves, Accipitriformes, Accipitridae.
GGCCGGAGGGACGCGGGAGCCCCCCCGGCCGCGCAGGAUGAAAGUCACCGUGUGCUUCGGGAGGACGCGGGUGGUCGUGCCCUGCGGGGACGGGAACAUGAAAGUUUUCAGCCUGAUCCAGCAAGCGGUGACCCGGUACAAGAAGGCGAUCGCCAAGGAUCCAAACUACUGGAUACAAGUACAUCGACUGGAGCAUGGGGAUGGUGGGAUCUUAGAUCUCGAUGACAUUCUUUGUGAUGUAGCCGAUGACAAAGACCGUCUUGUAGCUGUGUUUGAUGAGCAAGAUCCACACCAUGGAGGUGAUGGCACCAGCGCCAGCUCGACAGGCACGCAAAGCCCGGAGAUUUUUGGCAGUGAGCUUGGCUCCAAUGCAGCAUCGGCCUUUCAGCCUUACCAAGCGACAAGUGAAAUUGAAGUCACUCCAUCAGUCCUUCGUGCAAAUAUGCCUCUUCAUGUCCGACGUAGUAGUGACCCUGCACUGAUUGGCCUCUCAACCUCUGUAAGUGACACAAAUUUUUCUUCAGAAGAGCCUUCACGGAAAAACCCUACAAGGUGGUCCACAACAGCAGGCUUUCUCAAGCAGAACACCCCUGGCAUACCGAGUGCUCAUGAAAGAAAGAAAGAUGAAAACUACAGAAGCCUACCACGAGAUACUAGUAGCUGGUCUAACCAGUUUCAGAGAGACAAUGCUCGUUCAUCGUUAAGUGCCAGUCAUCCCAUGGUGGACAAGUGGCUGGAGAGGCAAGAACAGGUUGAUGAUCGAACAGAGGAGGACAACAGCAGAGUUGAGCCAGUUGGACAUGCAGACACUGGUUUGGAGAAUGCUACCAGUUUUUCCCUGGAUGAUAUGGUAAAGCUCGUAGAAGUCUCCAAUGACGGCGGGCCUUUGGGAAUCCAUGUAGUGCCUUUCAGUGCCCGAGGCGGAAGAACCCUGGGGCUGCUGGUAAAGCGAUUGGAGAAGGGUGGAAAAGCUGAACAAGAAAACCUUUUUCGUGAGAAUGAUUGUAUUGUCAGGAUUAAUGAUGGAGACCUUCGGAAUAGGAGAUUUGAACAAGCACAGCAUAUGUUUCGCCAAGCCAUGCGUACGCCGUUCAUUUGGUUCCACGUGGUCCCUGCGGCAAAUAAAGAGCAGUAUGAACAGUUGUCCCAAAGCGAGAAGAACACGUACUACUCCAGCCGGUUCAGCCCCGAUUCCCAGUAUGCUGACAGCAAAACUAUUAACAAUUCUGGACUUCACACGUUACAAAGAAUGUCUCGAGCGGGUAACCAGUCCGAUCAGACAGACUCCUACUCGCAGCUACCUCAUAGUGUGAAUUCAUCAGGGAAACCACCCUCGGGCCUGGUACCAUCACCUCAGAAAGUUCUCACCUCCACUGCAAACAGUGGGUAUAACACCAAAAAGAUAGGGAAGAGGCUCAGUAUACAGCUGAGAAAAGGUACAGAAGGCUUGGGAUUUAGUAUUACGUCAAGAGAUGUCCCAAUUGGUGGCUCAGCUCCAAUUUAUGUGAAAAACAUCCUUCCAAGAGGUGCGGCUAUUCAAGAUGGGAGACUAAAAGCUGGAGACCGAUUAAUUGAGGUAAAUGGAGUUGAUUUAACAGGCAAAACUCAAGAAGAAGUUGUGUCCUUGCUGCGAAGCACCAAGAUGGGAGGGACUGUUGGCCUUCUGAUUUUUCGACAGGAAGAAACAUUCCAUCCAAGGGAACUGAGUGCAGAACAAAGCCAGUCACAAAUUCCAAAGGAAACGAAAGCAGAAGAGGAGGAGCUUGUCCUCACACCUGAUGGCACCAGGGAAUUCCUGACAUUUGAAGUUCCACUGAAUGACUCUGGAUCAGCUGGACUUGGCGUGAGCGUCAAAGGUAACCGGUCAAAAGAAAACCAUGCCGAUUUAGGAAUCUUCGUCAAGUCCAUUAUUAAUGGUGGAGCAGCAUCCAAGGAUGGCAGGCUUCGUGUGAAUGAUCAGCUAAUAGCAGUAAAUGGAGAAUCAUUAUUGGGCAAAACAAAUCAAGAUGCUAUGGAAACCUUAAGGAGGUCCAUGUCCACUGAAGGAAACAAACGGGGAAUGAUUCAGCUUAUAGUGGCGAGACGAAUAAGUAAAUGCAAUGAGUUGGAGUCACCUGGGAGCCCCUCUGGGCCAGAGCUGCCCAUAGAGACUCUACUGGAUGAGCGGGAACGGAGGAUUUCCCACUCCCUCUAUGGGGGGAUCGAGGGUCUCAGCGAGUCGCCCACCAGGAACGCGGCACUGAGUAGGAUAAUGGGUAAAUAUCAGCUGUCUCCAACGGUGAACAUGCCCCAAGAUGACACUGUCAUUAUUGAAGAUGACAGGCUGUCAGUCCUCCCUCCUCAUCUCUCUGACCAGUCGUCAUCCAGUUCCCACGAUGAUGUUGGGUUUGGCACUGUUGAUGCUGGUGGAUGGGCUAAAGCUGCAAUUAAUGAGUCAACAGACUGCACUCUUAGUCCAGAUGUUGAUCCAGUGCUUGCCUUCCAGCGAGAGGGUUUUGGACGCCAGAGCAUGUCAGAAAAGCGUACAAAGCAAUUUUCAGAUGCCAGUCAGUUGGAGUUUGUUAAAACACGAAAAUCCAAAAGCAUGGAUCUAGUAGCUGACGAGACUAAGCUCAGUACAAUGGAUGACCAGAAAACAGGUUCCCCAACCAGAGAUGUGGGGCCUUCAUUAGGCCUGAAGAAAUCCAGCUCAUUAGAAAGUCUGCAGACAGCCGUUGCUGAGGUGACUCUGAAUGGUGAUAUUCCCUUCCACCGCCCGCGCCCACGAAUUAUCCGAGGACGAGGCUGCAAUGAAAGCUUCAGAGCUGCCAUAGACAAAUCAUAUGAUAAACCUGUAGCAGAUGAUGAUGAUGAAGGCAUGGAAACUUUGGAGGAGGACACAGAGGAGAGCUCAAGAUCUGGUAGAGAAUCUGUGUCCACAGCAAGUGACCAGCCAUCCCACUCAUUGGAGAGACAGAUGAAUGGAAGCCAAGAUAAAGGGGACAGAAAAAAGGCUGGAAAGGAAAAGAAGAAAGAUCGAGAUAAAGAGAAGGAUAAAAUUAAGGCAAAGAAAGGAAUGCUGAAAGGCUUAGGAGACAUGUUCAGGUUUGGCAAACAUCGCAAAGAUGACAAGAGUGAGAAAACUGGUAAAAUAAAAGUGCAGGAAGCUCUUACUUCAGAAGAGGAGAGAAUACGAAUGAAGCAAGAACAGGAGAGAAUUCAAGCAAAAACUCGAGAAUUUCGAGAGAGACAAGCUCGUGAACGUGACUAUGCAGAGAUACAGGAUUUUAACCGGACGUUUGGCUGUGAUGCGGACCCAAUGUACGCUGGGAUUGCUUCCUAUGACUCUUCUUCAAAUAGCGGCACGAUAACACUGAACGCCCGACCGCAGAGCCCGAGGGAAGGGCAGACAGUGGAAGCCUUGUACGCCCAAGUGAAGAAACCACGGAAUUCAAAGUCUUCACCUGUAGACAGCAACAGAUCAACCCCUAACAAUCAUGACCGGAUACAGCGCCUGAGACAAGAGUUUCAGCAAGCAAAGCAAGAUGAGGACGUGGAAGACAGGAGACGUACUUACAGCUUUGAGCAGCCGUGGCCAAGCACCAAGACGUACUCACAGAGUGGCAGACACUCAGUAUCAGUAGAGGUUCAAAUGCAGCGGCAACGGCAAGAAGAAAGAGAGAGUUUCCAACAAGCUCAGCGGCAAUACAGCUCAUUACCCAGGCAAAGCAGAAAAAAUGCCAGUUCUGUAUCUCAAGACUCCUGGGAGCAGAGCUAUUCCCCUGGAGAAGGGUUCCAGACUGCGAAGGAAAAUCCCAGAUAUUCCAGCUACCAGGGAUCAAGGAACGGCUAUAUGGGGGGACACGGCUUCAAUGCCAGGGUAAUGUUAGAAACACAAGAACUGCUCCGUCAAGAGCAGAGGCGGAAAGAACAACAACUGAAAAAAAAAACUUCUUCUGAAGGGCCUAGCAACUAUGACUCUUAUAAGAAAAUUCAGGACCCUAAUUAUACCCCUCCUAAAGGUCCUUUCAGGCAAGAUGUACCGCCUUCACCAUCACAGGUAGCGAGGCUGAACAGAUUGCAAACACCAGAAAAGGGAAGACCAUUUUAUUCUUGAGGUGAAGAAAAUGAAGAUCAACCUAUCAUGCAAUAAGGAACAUUUUCAUAUAAAGACUUAUAUUUUGAAAACUUUUUAAACUGAUGGUACUAAGGAAUAUAUCCGUUGUCUGUUUCAGUGCCUUUAAAAUUACGGGCAAAGCGUCGGUGGGCCUUAUGUCUUUGCCGUUCUGUCUCAAGUGUUGAAUUCAUGGAAGGAUGUUCCACCAUUUGACAAUCAUAGCGGAAGCGAGCAACGCCGCCCCUGCGUACUGAGUCCCGUAGCCCAGUCCAGUAGUUGUCAAUGGCUUAUUACUAGGAUUUGUUGUAAUGUGUUUUACUUUGCAGUGACUUAUUACACCAACAUGCAGCUUUGUGGCAUAAAAUUAAUGAAUUUGAGGUUGAAGGAAGCAUUAACAUGUCCUUUUUUAUUUCUCUCGGGUCAGGAGGAGGGUUACAUAUCACUCUUGAGUGAAUAAGGCUUAGCUCUGCUCUGGAUCGCAGUCGCAGUUCUAAGAUGUUUUAUGGUGGAGUCAUUACCAGUCUUCGUUGAUCAAUAUUUAAGUGUCUGUAUGCUGAAAAACUAUCCUUCUCCUAUUAUGCACAUACGCACUCUUUUUCUCUCUCUCUCCCCACUCGGAGCUUAUUAAAAAAGCCUUUAGCCUGACUCAUGAGGAAAACAAUAUUAAGCUUUCGGUUAUCCUGAGAAUCCUGUUACAAUUGC